Molecule: messenger RNA, 1364 nt
Organism: Prunus dulcis (almond)
Lineage: Eukaryota; Viridiplantae; Streptophyta; Magnoliopsida; Rosales; Rosaceae
Product: inorganic pyrophosphatase 1-like
Exons: 4
Coding region: 123-941 (272 amino acids)
Molecular function (GO): phosphatase activity
Source: RefSeq, a predicted model, not a curated record
GGGUUGCUAUAAAUACCCCUUCUCUCCCUUUUACACUUGCAACCAACAAUUCUUCUGCUUUCUGCUUCUGCUUCUUGGGUUUUUUGGGUACUUGGGUUUUUUUUCUCAUAGAAAUUUCAUCAAUGGCUGGAAUUGUGGUGGUUUUUGACUUUGACAAGACCAUUAUUGAGUGUGAUAGUGAUAACUGGGUGGUGGAUGAGUUGGGUGCAACUGAUUUGUUCAAUCAACUUCUUCCCACCAUGCCUUGGAACUCUCUCAUGGAUAGGAUGAUGGAGGAGCUUCAUUCACAAGGAAAAACCAUUGAAGACAUUGCAGAGGUUCUGAAAAGGACUCCAAUUCAUCCUAGAGUUGUCCCAGCAAUUAAAGCAGCCCAUGCUUUGGGGUGUGAUUUGAGGAUUGUUAGUGAUGCAAAUCUGUUUUUCAUUGAGACAAUCUUGAAGCAUCUUGGGCUGGAGGAGUAUUUCUCAGAGAUCAACACCAACCCAAGCUAUGUUGAUGAAGAAGGAAGGCUUAGGAUUUCUCCUCACCAUGAUUUCACCAAAUUCUCUCAUGGCUGCAGCCUCUGCCCUCCCAACAUGUGCAAGGGUGUGGUCAUUGAAAGAAUCCAAACUUAUGUAUGCACUGAAGGGAAGAAGAAGAUAAUCUAUCUUGGAGACGGCAGUGGAGAUUAUUGCCCAAGCUUGAAGCUCAAGGAAGGAGAUUUUGUAAUGCCAAGGAAAAACUUCCCACUGUUUGAUCUAAUCUGCAAGGACCCUUUGCUCAUCAAGGCAGGCAUCCAUGAGUGGACUGAUGGGGAGGAGCUUGAGCAGAUUCUGCUCAGCCUCAUCAACACAAUUUCCAUGGAGGAAAAUGCUCAGUUUAUCUCAGCUGAUUGCAAGUUGCAGACCAUCUCUGCUUCUGCUCAUGAGGCCUUUCCUAAGGCUCUCCCUGUUCAGCAAUAGUAGUAGUACUAAUCAUAAUUAACAUGUGUGUAUGUACAACUUUGGUUGGGUUUUACCCUAAUUAAUGUGAUGCUGGCAAAUUAAUGUCAUGGCCAGCAAAUUCAGAAGAAACCCUUUUUACCCUUCUGCUUUGGGUCUUUUGGGUUUAGAAAUAGGCUUUGUAAGUUUAUGAUUUUGUAUUGAUCAAGAAAAUUGGAUCAAUAUACAUUUUCCAUGGAAAAAAAAGGGGUGAAAUUGGAAAAUGCUUGCUGUAUUUAUGGGCUUUCCAAUUCUUACAUAGGCCGAAUAGCAGCCACAUGGUCAUUUACAUAGGCAGGGCCUUCAAUCUUUCAGAUAACUCCAUAUUUUGGAUUGUAUAUAUCUGCCAAUAUAGUUUGGGUCACCUCCACUUUUCUAGUUUUUAUAUACAAAAUAUUAGAUAAA